Beta vulgaris subsp. vulgaris (sugar beet) is the source of this 1936-nucleotide messenger RNA. RefSeq names its product F-box/FBD/LRR-repeat protein At1g13570. NCBI's taxonomy places the organism in Eukaryota, Viridiplantae, Streptophyta, Magnoliopsida, Caryophyllales, Amaranthaceae. Gene Ontology annotation, molecular function: protein binding. The transcript has 4 exons. Bases 173 to 1555 code for a protein of 460 amino acids. The record is from RefSeq and is a predicted model, not a curated record.
UUUUCACCUCUCUUAAAUAUUUGUACCAACAAAACAAGAAUAAAUGGAGAUAGAGGCAUAGAGCCAUAGAGGGAGUAGUUUCUCAACAGAUUUCCGUCUUUAUCACUUUGGAUUUUCUCGCCAUUUCAUGAUCAAUUUCGCCAAUUGCUAGCACUCCUCCUUUCCUUUUCUCAUGGUAUCUUCCCACAUAAUUGCUAUCAUCGACAGCAUGUCUGCAUUUCGUAUUUCAAGAAAGCGCAAAGCAACAGCUGAUAGAAUCAGCAACUUGCCAGAAAAUGUAACACAACAAAUCUUGGAAUGUUUACCUCUGCAAGAGGCAGCAAGGACGAGCGUAUUAUCAAGCCAUUGGAAACAUAAAUGGGCGGCGACUCAACAGCUUGUACUUGAUAAGCAACUUUUUUCUAGCAUCUUGAAGAAUAAAAUGGAAACAACAGACAUUUCAUUGGCAUACUCAAAAACAGUCAAUGAUAUCAUAUUGAGUCAUGUUGGUCCCAUAUGGAAGUUUGUCCUUUACCUUCCCUCUUGGUUUCCAAAAGAAUCAGAAUUUAGUCAAUGGAUACAAUAUGUGUGUGCUAAUGGUGUCAAGGAAUUCACUGUGGAGGAUGCUUGUCGUCCAGAAAAGUACUUACCUAAUUCUUUAUUCUCUUGUAAGGACUUGACACAUUUGACACUCAUCAACUGUAAAUUUCUCCCUCUUCCUCCUAAGUUUCAAGGCUUUCCAUGUCUUAUUAGUCUUAGGUGGGAGACGCCUUCCUUCACUUCAGACAAUUGUAAACAGAUCAGUGUGUUGGAAACUCUUAUUUCUAAAUGCCCACAGCUUCGGAGCUUGUGUUUAAGCUUCAGUAUGCGUGAAAAGGAAAAUCUGCGUAUUUGUGCUCCAAAACUUCAAGAAUUAUUUAUGGAGGGUUCACUUUCUCAUAUAUUCUUGGAGGGAACCACUGUUAUAAAAAAGCUAGCCUUAGAUCUUUUUUGUACGAAGUUCCAACAUAGCAAGCAUAUGAGUGACUUCUUCAGUACCUUGCCCAAAGUAGAGGAGCUCAUUCUCAAAUGCUUAAUUUGGGGGGCGAUGAAGUGGUCUGAAUUUAGAUCUCCCAGAAAAUUUCAAAAAGGACUCGACAGGUUGCAAUCUCUCAAGUUAGUUGCGAUACCACUGCAUUGUCAUUUCAGUAUUUCUCUUCUUCUUUGCUUGUUCAUGAGCUCCCCGCCUUUAGAGCGACUAUACAUUGAAGCUUCACAACAUGAAAAAGUAUCUGAUGAGCAGCCAAUUCAGAUUGAUAACACUUGCAUCCUUCCGUGCCUUCGAAAUAUACAACUUGUUGGUAUCUCAGGGUUGCACUGUCAGGUGCAACUUAUAAAGUUUCUACUUGCCUGCUCUCCCGCACUCGAGGAAAUGAGUAUUGAACUCAAUGUGGGAAUGGGAGGAGCUCAAGAAAAAUUUCACUUUGUCACAGAGUUACUUCGAUAUCGCCGAGCCUCACCAACUGCCGAGGUUAUUAUCAAGACAAAGACAUUGUCCUCUGUUAGUUACAUUUUCCAUCCCAUAUGGCUUGAAUGAGGAUAAAGCCCUGUCCCUUGAAGUGAUGUGAAUCGACCUGUUCCAUCUUCCAAGUUAGUCUGCUGCUGAAACUAUAAUACAUCUCAGUACGAGAAGGGUUUAGACAUAAUAUUAUGGCUAUUAGGAUUUUAUAGCUAUCUGAUAAUAGUUGCUAAUAUUUUGGACCAAGUAGCUACAUAUUCCUCUAUAUAACAAUGUUGUAAUUGAUCAAGGCAGAUAUGGAUUCUAUGUUCUGUACCUUUUUUUUGCUACCCCUUAGCGAAUCAUGGUGCUUUUGCUGUGUAAUGUAGUUUCCUCCAAUGCAAUGUGUAAUGGAGGCUUUUGCUCUGUAUUGUAACUAUGGUACUUAAGAAUGUAAUGUACAUUUGUUAUCUUCCUCCA